Messenger RNA from Dioscorea cayenensis subsp. rotundata (Guinea yam), 1571 nucleotides. RefSeq lists its product as uncharacterized. NCBI's taxonomy places the organism in Eukaryota, Viridiplantae, Streptophyta, Magnoliopsida, Dioscoreales, Dioscoreaceae. The coding region runs from base 403 to 1476 and encodes 357 amino acids. The record is from RefSeq and is a predicted model, not a curated record. The transcript has a single exon.
GAGAGAGAGAGAGAGCCGUGUAAGUCAUGUUCUACAUCCUAAAACUAUAUUGAAAGAGAGAACCAUAUUAGUCAUGAUCUACAUCCUAAUAUUAUACUGAAAAGAAUGUCUUCAUCAACUGCCAUGGUGAACCUUAUCUCCAAGUCUAUGGUGAAAGCUCAGCCCCCAUCACAGCUACCCGGCGGCCAAAUGUGCAACAUAACCCCAUGGGACCUUGCUAUGCUCUAGUAUAACUACAUCCAAAAAGGCCACCUCUUUGCUAAUCUCCCUCCCACCCUUUCAAUUGAUACCAUCAUCGACAGCCUCAAUACCUCCCUCUCCGCCACCCUCCACCAAUUCUACCCUCUCGCCGGCCGUUUAGCCACCCAACAAGAACUUGAUAGUGAUGGUAACGUGACUAGUAUGUUUGUGUUUAUCGACUGCAACAAUGAAGGAGCUGAGUUCAUUCAUGCUGAUGCUCAUUCAAUAUCAGUGGAGGAUGUUCUAGCACCAUCAUCUGAUGUACCAUCUAAUUUAAUCCGACAAUUCUUCCCUUUUGACGAUGCUGUCUGCCACGACGGUCAUGUCCUUCCUCUCCUUGCAGUUCAGCUAACAGUGCUGGCUGAUGGUAUUUUCCUAGCUUGCUCUUUUAACCAUGCAGUCGGAGAUGGUACUUCUUAUUGGUAUUUCAUGAACACAUGGGCAGAGAUUUGUCGUUCUGAAAGCAGCCAAGGUCAUCGACAUGUUCCUCUUGACCGUUACUUUAUGGACGAAGCUAAGCCUCCUAUAAAACUAUCAUUCUCUAAUGAGUCUGAGUUCAUUGUAAGGUACUCCCCUCCACCUCUCCGAGAGAAAAUGUUCCACUUCUCCUCAGAAGCCCUAGCGAAACUGAAAGCAAAAGCCAAUGAAGAGCAUGGAACAAGCAACAUAUCCUCGUUCCAGUCACUCAGCGCCCUGAUGUGGCAGUGCAUUAUCCGCGCCUGGCGCUUGCCGGCGGAGCAAGUGACUAGUUGUCGAUUGGCCAUUCAGAACCGCUCGAGGCUCCAACCACCUUUAUCUCCAAACUACUUCGGCAACUCCAUCGACGGAAUCUCCUCAGCAGCGAAGGUAGGGGAGCUUCUGGCAAAUGGGAUUGGGUGGGCUGCUUGGGCGAUCCAUGAGGCAGUGGUGGCGCACACGGAUGAUGUCAUACGUGGCAAUGUUAGGAAAUGGGUUGAGGCUCCGGUGAUAUACAAUGGGGGCAUGUUAGAUGGGAAAUUCUGUGUGUUGAUGGGGAGUUCACCUAGGUUUGAUAUGUAUGGGUGUGAGUUUGGAUGGGGAAAGGCUGUGGCGUUGCGGAGUGGUGCUGCGAGUAAGUUUGAGGGAAAGGUGUCAUCUUACCCAGGCUGGGAAGGAGGCGGUAGUGUUGACCUGGAGGUUUGCCUUUCAACAGAGGCCAUGACUGCUCUUGAGGCUGACCCUGAGUUUCUUAAUGUUGUUUCUCUGAAUAUAAACUGAAUGUUUGGUAAAAGAGUCUGUUUUAACAAAAUAAAAGAUGAAUUUAUUCUCAGAUUUAACCUCGUGUUGUUAAACACCAGAUUCGGAACAGGGAC